GAAAUGGAGGGCACGGGGAUGAUUAAUGGGACGACCGUUCGCCAGGAGAGCAGGAAGCUGUGGCAGUACCUCGCUUCUAUUUCCGCGUGUUUCCUGGUGGUUGGAGUCGGCACAGCUCUGGCAUGGACUUCACCAGUGCUUCCUCAGCUGUAUUUACCUGAUUCUUUCAUGGUGGUGACCAAGGAUCAGGGUUCAUGGAUCAGCUCUUUGUUGGCAUUGGGGGCCAUCGCGGGUGCCCUUCCGUCUGGAGGAAUGGCGGACAAGUUAGGUCGGAAGAAGUCUCUACUCCUGUUGGCGGUACCGUUUCUUCUAUCCUGGGGAAUGAUUCUAAUCGCCUCGCAAGUCUGGCUUCUGUACAUCGCCAGAUUCAUAGCUGGGAUCGGUGUCGGGGCUGGUUGCGUCCUUGGACCGACCUACAUCAACGAAAUCUCUGAGGUCUCGACUAGGGGAACCCUUGGUGCCCUGUUCCAGCUGUUUCUUACCGUUGGGAUAUUCGUUGCUUUCGUUCUUGGGAGUGUCCUCAGUUACACCGUCUUCGCUCUUAUUUGCGCUCUGAUCAUCGUCCUCUUUUUGGGCACAUUCUACUGGAUGCCUGAAUCCCCUGUCUGGCUGAUGGGUGAGAGGAGGAAACAAGACGCCACGGUCGCGUUGUCUGUGCUGAGGGGCGACGAUUACGAUGCCGGGGAAGAAUUGAACGACAUGCAGAUGGCCGCUGAUCAAAGCUCCGGAAGGAAGACUACGUUUCUUGACAUGUUAAAAUCUCCGGUUCAUAGGAAAGCCAUGCUUGCGUCCUUUGGAAUGAUGUUUUUCCAGCAAGCGUCUGGUGUGAACGCGGUGAUCUUCUACACGGUGAUGAUCUUCAAGGCGUCUGGGAGCUCGAUGGCGCCGGAAGUGGCAUCCAUUCUUGUGGCGCUCGUUCAGUUGGUAAUGUCAGGUGUCGCGGCGUUGAUUGUGGAUCGAGCCGGAAGGAAGCCGUUGCUCAUGAUUUCCACAGGCGUUAUGUCAGUCAGCCUGAUAGCUCUUGGAUACUACUUCAAGCAGAAAGACGGCGGAAGUGACGUUAGCUCCCUUGGCUGGCUGCCAUUGACUUCACUGAUCGUCUUCAUGGUUGCCUUUUCGAUCGGUUUGGGACCAGUACCGUGGAUGUUGAUGGGAGAACUAUUCUCAGCGGACACAAAAGCGAUCGCUUCCAGUGUCGCGGUGAUGUUGAAUUGGUUCAUGGUAUUCCUGGUGACGAAAACGUUCCCCGCGAUGAACGACGAGCUUGGUACAGACGCGACGUUCUGGAUCUUCGCCGCGAUCAUGGCCGGCGCGACCGGGUUCACGCAAUUCCUCGUCCCGGAAACCAAAGGGAAAACUUACCAGGAGAUUCAGACUGAGUUACAGGGUGGCGUUCAACCGAUCAAACCCGUUCCUUAA
This is a messenger RNA of Dufourea novaeangliae, 1419 nucleotides long. RefSeq names its product facilitated trehalose transporter Tret1-2 homolog. Lineage: Eukaryota; Metazoa; Arthropoda; Insecta; Hymenoptera; Halictidae. The transcript has 5 exons. The record is from RefSeq and is a predicted model, not a curated record. The coding region runs from base 4 to 1419 and encodes 471 amino acids. Gene Ontology annotation, cellular component: membrane. Gene Ontology annotation, molecular function: sugar transmembrane transporter activity. Gene Ontology annotation, biological process: transmembrane transport; carbohydrate transport.